Sebastes umbrosus (honeycomb rockfish) is the source of this 6265-nucleotide messenger RNA. RefSeq names its product solute carrier family 17 member 6b (gene slc17a6b). The record is from RefSeq and is a predicted model, not a curated record. Gene Ontology annotation, biological process: neurotransmitter loading into synaptic vesicle; synaptic transmission, glutamatergic; monoatomic anion transport. Bases 630 to 2363 code for a protein of 577 amino acids. Gene Ontology annotation, cellular component: synaptic vesicle membrane; excitatory synapse. NCBI's taxonomy places the organism in Eukaryota, Metazoa, Chordata, Actinopteri, Perciformes, Sebastidae. The transcript is spliced from 12 exons. Gene Ontology annotation, molecular function: L-glutamate transmembrane transporter activity; neurotransmitter transmembrane transporter activity.
UAUGUAUCAGCAUGUUAUAUUUCGACUGUGGCCUUCCUUCAUGUGCGCUGAGCAGCUGGCCAGAUGUGGCACGCGGAGCUGCUGUCGCUGACCUCGGUGCUGAAACACGACGUCAGAUGAACCUGCGCGCACCACAGGAGACACGAGCCAGCAUCACUCCCUCUUUGAUUUAUUGAAGCUAUACUCCAAACACACACACACUUCUGCUUUAACUUUGAGCUUUUUUUAUUUAUUUAACCCAUUCAUUCUCUCUCUCUCUCUCUCUCUUUUUUCUUUUCUUUUAUUCCGGACAACACAUCAUCCACUCCUUUUUCUCUCCGUCGUGAUGAUGAUGGCACUCUGCGCGGCUGCUGUGCGCCAGCAGGCUGGAGGAGAUGAAGAUGGGCUGCUGCUGCUGCUGCUGGAUGAAUGAAGGCGCACACAUCGUUUGAUUCCUCCUCUUUAUUUAUUUUUUUGCGCUCUCGUUGUGAAAAUUUAGACGCGCCUUUUUUGGGAUAGUCGCCUCCCUGGUGGACUCAGAUUCAGCGCAACUUGGUGUGUUGUUUUCCUUUGCAGCCGCUGCAGUCGGCAACAUGACGAAUAAGCAGUAGAAAUACUAGUGAGAAAUAGGCCUAUAAUAGAAACUGGAUAUGGAGUCUGUGAAGGUGGGGGUGAAGGAAUUUGCAGGGAAGACCCUGGCUCAUAUGUACAGGGUGCUCGAGAGGAAGCAGAAGAGCGGAGAUGUGAUGGAGCUGACGGAGGACGGUCGGCCUCGAGAGGCCGCGCAGAAGAAGCCGCCUCUCUGUGACUGCUACUGCUUCGGGUUGCCACGGCGCUACAUCAUCGCCAUCAUGAGCGGCCUGGGCUUCUGCAUCUCCUUCGGGAUCCGGUGUAACUUGGGCGUGGCCAUAGUGGGCAUGGUCAACAACAGCACCAUCCACGAGAACGGCAAGAUCAUCAUCAAAGAGAAAGCUAAAUUCAACUGGGAUCCAGAGACGGUGGGGCUGAUCCACGGGUCUUUCUUCUGGGGCUACAUCGUUACGCAAAUCCCUGGAGGAUACAUCUCCUCCAGACUGGCAGCGAACAGGGUAUUUGGUGCAGCCAUUGUGCUGACUUCGAUUUUCAACAUGUUCAUCCCCUCUGCUGCCCGAGUCCACUAUGGGUGUGUCAUCUUUGUGAGGAUAUUACAAGGAUUGGUGGAGGGAGUGACCUACCCGGCAUGUCAUGGCAUCUGGAGUAAGUGGGCUCCUCCGCUGGAGAGGAGUCGUCUGGCCACCCUCUCAUUCUGUGGCUCUUAUGCUGGUGCUGUGAUAGCGAUGCCUCUGGCUGGGAUCCUGGUUCAGUACUCAGGCUGGUCCUCCGUGUUCUACGUCUAUGGAGUCUUCGGCAUCUUCUGGUACAUGUUCUGGAUCCUUGUGUCUUAUGAGAGCCCUGCUGAACAUCCUACCAUCACUGAUGAGGAACGCUGUUACAUCGAGGAGAGCAUUGGAGAGAGCGCCAGGCUAUCGGGUCCUGCCGAGAAAUUCAAGACCCCCUGGAAGAAGUUCUUCACCUCGAUGCCCGUCUAUGCAAUCAUCGUGGCCAACUUCUGCAGGAGCUGGACGUUCUACCUGCUGCUGAUCAGCCAGCCUGCAUACUUUGAGGAAGUCUUUGGCUUUGAGAUAAGCAAGGUCGGCAUGCUGUCCGCCCUGCCACAUUUGGUGAUGACCAUCAUCGUGCCCAUCGGCGGCCAGCUGGCCGACUACCUGCGCAGCAGGAACAUCCUGACGACCACCACUGUCAGGAAAAUCAUGAACUGUGGAGGAUUUGGCAUGGAGGCCACAUUGCUGCUGGUGGUGGGAUAUUCCCACAGCAAAGGGAUGGCCAUCUCCUUCCUGGUGCUGGCAGUGGGCUUCAGUGGAUUUGCUAUAUCAGGCUUUAAUGUCAAUCAUCUGGACAUCGCUCCACGCUACGCCAGUAUCCUAAUGGGCAUCUCUAAUGGUGUGGGGACCCUGUCUGGGAUGGUGUGCCCGAUAAUUGUUGGUACUAUGACAAAGAACAAGACUCGAGAGGAGUGGCAGUCUGUGUUCCUGAUCGCCUCCAUGGUGCAUUAUGGGGGCGUGAUCUUCUAUGGAAUCUUUGCGUCGGGAGAGAAACAGCCGUGGGCCGACCCAGAACUGACCAGCGAGGAGAAGUGCGGCUUUAUAGACGAGGACGAGCUGGCAGAAGAGACGGGCGACAUCACUCAAGGUUACGGUGCCCUUGGGGGUACGGCUAAGUCGUACGGCGCGACCACGCAGGUGAACGGCGGCUGGGCGUCAGGCUGGGAGAAGACAGAGGAGUACGUCCAGGAAGAAGCACAGGUCGGAGGCUACGGAUACAGGAAGGAUGAGGGAUACUCCUAGACCAAACACACAUUCACUGACACAUGAGUAGACUUGAGUGUGCAUCAGUUUAGUCAUAAAAAAUAUCGACAAACGAGAAACAAGAAAAACUACAAUCCAUUGUUGUAUUGUUUGCACAAAUUCAAAAAAGAGAAAAUCAAAAAAGAAUCAACUUAAUGUAAAAAUUAAAGAUAUUGGAUUAAUAGAGGUGUAACACAUAUCAAAUUGGCAGUCUGUAAAUGUAUUAUUAUGCAUAUUGAUAAUAGAUAUAUUCGUUUGGAGUGCAAUCGUAUGUACAGGUGAACAUUUUUAUCCCAUCAGCCGAGGCUUCCUGACCACACUGAAGCCCGUAGGGUUAAAUCAGAGCCGAGCCCUUAUUUAUCAAAUUAACUGUUACAGUACGACGUCCUACAAGCCAGCCAUUACAGUGUAUAGAUACGUCACUGCACAGCAUCGUAGACAGAAACUAGACACUCUGUUGAUAUAGAUUGUACUGUAUCUCUCCUGAAUGCACUCAGAGUAGUGUGUCCUUUUAAUGCACAAUAUGAUGAUUUUUGUUUCCUUAUCGCUGGCUUCUGUGUGUGUGUAAAAGUCCUCAACAUGUAGGUGACCUGAGAUUUGAGUGGCACUGUUUGGUUACUUGCAUAUAAGGUAAAAAAAGAAAAUGUCUGUCUAAUGUUUGCUACAUGUGAUUCAUUUUGUAACUCAGUACCUCUUGCAUUUGAUUUCUAGCGUUAUCAACCCGUCACAUCUCAGCAGUGUAGUGCAGGAGUAAAGCCAUCCUCAUCAUUAUACUAUUACUGUCAAAAGUCAGCCGAUUGGACUGUUAUCAAGCCAUUAAACAGGCAUUAUCUGUCAAUAUAAGCACCAUAGAUGUGGAUCAGUAAGAGCCUACAACACUCAAUAGUAGGUUUUAUCAUCUAUUAACAACAGUAGAUCACCGAAAGAAGGUAUAAAAAAACACCUAGCGACUGUAGUAAUUAUGACAGGAGUAGUAGCAGAAGUCAGAUGCUGUAGUAUAGGCAGCAUGAAACUCCAUAUCCUGUGUGAAACCAACAACAUGUAGCUGUCUUUGUGCUCACAAGCACUGAGUUUAACCUUCACUUUUGCAAAGUAAUUAUUUUAAGCCAAAUCACAAUGUUUUUCCCUUAACUUAACUAAGUGUUUUUGUUGCCUAAACCUAACCUUUUCUCUGUGUUCAAAAUGUAAAGUCUCAUGUAGUUUUAAAUGUUAGAACAUGUUGCUUUUAAAUUUGGCUUUCACUUUUACAUCGUAGUAGACGUAGUAUACAUAAUAGGCCCCUACUGACCCACAUGUAUGGUGCUUAUAGCGACUGAUAACGCUUACUUAAUGGCCUGAUGACAGUUGAAUUGGGUGCACCAGUCUAGUUGUACUAAUGCAUUGUUGAAAGAUUUGUCUUAACUAAAAUAUAUAGUACUAAAAUAUAUAAAUAUACAGAGAUAACUAGAGAAUCAAGAUGUAGAUGUUGGUCAAUAGGGGCCUACUACACCCACUAGUAGGUUUUAUUAUCUACUCACAUGGUGGAUCACCGAAAGAAGGUAUAACAGAAGACAACAGCGACCUCUAUUGACCAUAGUAAUUAUGACAGGAGAAUAAGCGGAAGUGAGGCGCUGUAGUAGACAGCGUGAUACUCCAUAUGGAGUGGAGGUCGGGGGCGACAUAUGGGACACAAAACACAGGGCUUUCACCCAGGAGAUCAGGAUUUGCAUCCCAUGUGAUGCCAACAACGUGUCGUUGUCUUUGCGUUAAGUUUUACUUUCACUUUUGAAACGCAGUUGUUUUGAGCCAAAACACAUGUUUUUCCAUAAACUUAAGUGGUUUUAUUGCCUAAACCUAAAUAGAUUGUUUUCAUUGUGUUGAAAACGUAACAUUUCAUGCAGUUUUACAACAUGUAAGAACGUGUUGCUUUUCAGUUUCGCUUUCACUUUUACAACGUUGUAGGCGUAGUAGUAGUUCCCUACUGACCCACAUGUACAGCGACCAAUAAUGCCUAUUUAAUGGCCUUAUAACAGUCGAAUCGGGUGCAAAAGUCUAGUUGUACCAAUGCAUUGUUGAAAUAUGUGUCUAAACAAAAACAUUUAUGACAGAGAUAACUAGAGAGUAAAGAUGUAUAAGAGUUUAUAGAUUAAAUUUAGACCAAGAGGUUCACGAUCAUACACAACCUUAUUUAAGAAGGGUUUGUGCAAUUCAAAGACUUUGGUAAAGUACAGAAGAUUAGCCAAAAUCAGUAUGAGAGUCUUACUAUAUUAAAAUAAUGUGAAAGAUAUUUACAUGAUCAAAUGGAUAAAAGAGUAAUUUUAAAGUUAAAGCCCUGAAAACUAAGUAUUCCUCUAUAAAAUUGUACAUUCAUGAAAAAAAGCUACAAUCAAAGUUUUAAAAAAAGAAAUAUAUCAUGUGAAGUAAUCAAUACUGUUGUUCAUGUAUGAUUACAUUAUUUAAAGUGAGAAGCCGAUGAGAAAAUAUGAUUUCGGGGUUUUUAAAACUAAAGGGAGAAGAGUUUGAAAUGUCAAAAUGACAUUAUAUAAGUUGAACAUUCCCAAACAAGUAUUUGAGUGUUUACAUGAAUAUAUACUUGUUUACAUAAAUAUAUACUUGUUUACAUGAAUCUAUACAGUUAUAGAGACGAUACAGCAGGAGGGGCGAUCACAAAUGAAUGCAAUUUGGACAAACUGCCAUUUGUCCAUUUCCAUUAGAGAAUGGAAGUGAGAUGACACAGUUUAUGAGUUGAUGUAUAAUGUAGUGAUCUGUCUUUAUGGGAGUCUGGUGAUGAAAAGUGUUUCAGUCUCCUGAAUAGAAAGAACAAGCAAACACACUCCUGAAUAUGUUUUGUCCUCAUUCUGCACUUACACUGACCAGGUCUGAAGGGGGCCAACUUUGUUUCAUUUGUCUGUGGAGACCUUAAGUCAGCACUUCACAAUAUAAAUGUGUGUGUGGAUGUGUAUUUAUGCAUGGAACAACGUGGAAUUUGUAGUAUGUCCUUUUUUACGUUUCUUUUUCUUUCCAACUUAUUUGUCUUUGUCUCAGAAACUGUUACUGAUGCUUCAAUUUCUUUGCACAAUCAACCAAAGGUGAAGAGCAGAGCUGGGUUUUAGCUGGAAGUCCAAUAUUUUUUAAAAGGGAGUACAGACCAUCAGCAGCAGCGAGGUUCCAGCGUAUAUAUACGGACCCGUGUGUGUGCAGGUGGCACCAAAACAUUACUCAGUGUACAAAGCAAUAAAUCCAUAGUAACAGUUCUGGUCAAAACAGUCAUGAACAGUCAUUAUGUAAACAUUUUUUUAUGCAUUUGUUUAACAGUCGUGUUUUUUGUGAUAACAAAUGUAAAAAAAAUAAACACUUGUAAAGAGAAAAAACAAAAAUAUAUGUAUAAAAAAUAUAGUAAUAGAGUCCAACACAAACGUCUUUGACAACAAGGAAGUGCAAGGAGUUUGUGACGGGGCUGCUCACCAGAUGAGAAUGAUACAAAGAGCUCCGUCUGAGAAGCGGAUGCUCUUCUUCUUCAUGUUCUGUUUUUGUUUUGGUGUGGUCCACAUGGACUGUGUGCUGUUGUUUCCUCCCCUCUCUCUCUCUUUCCUCACGUUUUUAGUUUGAUUAAUGUUCUCAAUCCAGUGGCUGGACCCCCGCUGCCCUACUUAACCACAUGUACCUCCUCCCUCCCCCCUGUUCAACCCUGAUUUCAUUGUCACAAUAUUCGUCGACAUUAAGGAUGAAACCUAAACAGGCAAUUCUACAUUUUCAAAAAUGACAAAUGUGCAACCUGAAGUAGUUAAAAGUUUCCUGUUUUUGUGCCUCUGAAGUUACAGUGUGAUUCUAUGGCUUCUGUUGCUGUGUAAAUUAUUGAGAGGUUUGUUUGUGUAGAAAUGAAAUACUCUAUAUCCUUUUUUGAUAAAAAAAAAUCAAACAAA